GGUAACGGCGCGGAGGCAGGGGUCGUUUGGUCGAUGGGGCCCGCCAAUACUGCGGCCCCUCGGUAACAAACGCACGUGACAUGGGCUCUGGUCGGUGAGGAAACUCAACGGCCCGAGUCGCUGUCCGCAGACAGUCGACUCACAGUGCUCACAACUCUUCUCACACAUUGGAUCAAAAAGGUGGUCGGUAAUUGAACUGGUGCGUGCGGCGCGAGCGGAGCAGGGCACCGAACACAUCGUGCGAAGUAGAUGGCGCUGAAGCGAGGAGCCACACAGUUUGAACAGCAGUAUGACCCGCGCCGGAUCGGUAACUGGGAGCUACCCGACACUCCCGACUCGCUGCCCAAGCCGCGGCACGGCAGCACGCGCUUCAUCGCCAACGAUCGCGGUCACCUGCUGGAGGGUGCGGCGCGCAGCCGACAGAGCCCCUGGACGGCCUACCGACGCACGGAUACCUGGGAGGGCCCGCGCCGGCCGGCCGGGCCGCACAGUCACAGUCGACCAGGAUAUCAGAAUAUUCUGAGAGCGCCCCAGGGCGGGGAGGUGGCGCCGGAGGGUCGACACGACCGUCCGAAGGGGGCGGUGGCCGCUCACAAGGGAGACGGGUCGGCGGACCCCACCAGCGGCAGGCCAGAGUGCUGCAUCCUCCAGCACGCCUACCUAUGCUGCCCGCCGCUACAGGACAGCACCUGCUGCCCGUAAAGCCAUAGAUGGCGCCUGGGGGACGACCGCUCACCGGAACGAGAGACUAGCCUCAGGGGCCUGUGUGGAAACGUCAACCUUCGACAGCGAGACGAAUGAACGACACGAGAGGCUUCAGCGCUGCAUAGAGUCGGCCUGAAACUCGACACAUCAAAGUCGGAAGCUGUUUUGCACGGAUGACUUCUGAAAUUGUAGAGCGUUAAAUUACUGCAUGCUCAUUGCUCAGUGAUGAUUGCAACUUUGGCCGAAACAAAACCACUGAUGGUAGUCGUAAUUUGUUCCCAUAAGUUGAAAAAGGUUCACUUAAGCCCACAUGCCAUCAAAUGUCCUCGUGAUGAAUUGCUAGUUUUCUUCGUCGUUAAAUGCGUCCUGUGAUUGUCUACAAUACACAGUAAUUGAGCCUA
Molecule: messenger RNA, 1106 nt
Organism: Amphibalanus amphitrite
Lineage: Eukaryota; Metazoa; Arthropoda; Thecostraca; Balanomorpha; Balanidae
Product: protein Flattop homolog
Exons: 4
Coding region: 250-702 (150 amino acids)
Biological process (GO): cilium organization
Cellular component (GO): ciliary basal body
Source: RefSeq, a predicted model, not a curated record